Messenger RNA from Salvelinus fontinalis (brook trout), 14628 nucleotides. RefSeq names its product cytoplasmic dynein 2 heavy chain 1-like. The record is from RefSeq and is a predicted model, not a curated record. The coding region runs from base 295 to 11412 and encodes 3705 amino acids. NCBI's taxonomy places the organism in Eukaryota, Metazoa, Chordata, Actinopteri, Salmoniformes, Salmonidae. Gene Ontology annotation, biological process: microtubule-based movement. The transcript has 78 exons. Gene Ontology annotation, cellular component: dynein complex. Gene Ontology annotation, molecular function: ATP hydrolysis activity; minus-end-directed microtubule motor activity; dynein light intermediate chain binding.
AACAUUUUACGUAGCCAACCAGUGAGCACUGCAGUUGAGAUAGCCAGCUACGUAGCUGCCGUAGUUUCAAUGGUAACUACGCCAGCUUCACUCUUGGUGCAGAAACAAGACAUCAACUGCAGAUUAUGCAGAAGUACCCACUCGCCUAAAAUUGGGAUAGUAAUGUUUGUUUUUACGUUGCAGAUGUAAUUGAGUGCUUUGAUGUCCACAUUCGGUCUUACCGUCUAAGCGACCUCUUUAACCCGGAAUCUGAAAACAAUCUGUUCACUUGAGCCACAAAACAAGAAGUGAGAGAUGCCUCACGGCUCAGAUGAUGCCCGCAAGCAGUUCGUCCUCACCACGACAGGGAACUACUUCGGCCUAAAGCCGUCUGCAUCCCUGGUUGGGUCUGAGGAACUCAACAACUUCUUAGAUGAUGGGAACGAAUUCGUGCUUGCUGUCAACAAACACGAGAAUGACCUGUGCCUGUCAAACAAGAUUGAGGCUGGGUACAGCAGUGAGAAGGUGCUAGUGUUCUUCAAGCUGCGUCCCACAGUGAUAACAGAGGAGAACCUGCACCAGAAUGUCCUGGUGUCCUCCAUGCUAGAGUCUCCUAUCAGUACGCUCUACCAGGCCGUGCGACAGGUGUUCGCCCCUAUGCUACUCAAGGAUGAGCGGUGGAGCUCAGCAUUUGACCCGAAGCUUGCGGGCCUGCUAAGUGAGCUGGAGCAGGGGCUAGGCUCUGUGGUCCGCAGGGCUGGAACAGAAGACUCUGGCAAGAGGAGCCAAGGGGAAGAUGACAUCCUGGGUAUCCUGACCCCGGUGGAUGAAUUCCAGUACUGGGCUGAUCUCUCUGAGUCUGGGGACAGGAGCACUGUGAGAGAGAGGGCUGCACACUUCUCUGAGCUCUUCAAGCCCAUAGAGAAGGACUACAGUGGUCUGGAUGGUGUCUGUCUGGCUGAUGCUGUGGAGCUGGUGGAGGUGAGCAGAGACACACUGGAUGACGUGUGGAGGCAGAAUGACCAUGAUCCUUUUCCUGAGGCACGCAUGCUCAGACUCAUGGAUGUCAUCGGUGGUGCGCUGGGCAGGUACGUGCAGAAGAAACUGAGUGGUGUGAAACUCUUUUUGGACCCAUUCCUGUCUGUGAGGGAGAGCCUGAGAGUCGGCCUGGUCAUCUGUGAGCAGUGGGUGUCGGCCUGUGAGCACCUGAGUGGACAGGUGUGGAAGAGAUACGCCCCUUACCCCUGGAAGGGAGACAAGCAUCGCCCCCAGGCCCUGCACAGCCUGGCUCAGAGACUGGAUGAGGUGGUGACGAUCCGUACGGUCCAUGAGAAGCUGCUUCGUCUGCUGCCUGGAGGAAAACAGCAGGCCUUGGCCUCGGCUCGCGUCUUUGAACCCUUCUCUGGCCUCAACCCAUUACAUUACAACCCCUAUACUGAGCCUCUGUGGAGGGCGGCAGUAGCCCAGUUUGAGCGAGCCAUCGCCCCAGCAGAGCAGGAGGUGGCAGGCAGACUGAAGGCCUACAUCGCAGAUGUACAGGACAACCCACAGCAGCUGCUGCAGGUGUUUCAGAAGCACAAGGAGCUGAUCAGACGACCCAACGUCAGCAAGGAGCUGCAGUCAGAGAGAGAGACUCUGCUGGCCAGACUGCUGGAAUACAUCAAGGUGCUGCGGACAGACUUUGAGGGUCGUUGCCAUGGCGCCCCGGGAGAAAAGUCCGGCCCCCUGGCUGGCCGGAAUCUCCCUGAGGUCGUCAACAACAUUGUAUGGGUCCGCCAGCUUCUCCAUAAGGUGGAGGACUCCAUCAAGAUAGCGCAGGCUCUGCUGUCAGACCUGUCAGGGUUCCGCUCGUUCCUGCGGUUCUGUGACGACCUGCUGGAGGUUCUACGGGCCUACGAACAGGAACAGUUUGAUGACUGGUCCAGAGACAUCCUCUCUGGCCUCUCUGACCCCAAGUCUGGCAUCAGUCUUCAGGCCAGUAACCGUGUGAUGGAGCUGGACCAUAUAGAUGGGAAGCUGAAGAUCCAGUACUCUGACCGUCUGGUGACUCUGCUGAGGGAGGUCAGACAGCUGUCAGCCCUUGGCUUCCCCAUCCCAGCCAAGAUCCAGCAGGCUGCCAACACCGCAGACAAGUUCUACAGACAGGCCAUCAUCCUCAAACAGGUGGCCCAUUUCUACAACACCAUCGACCAGCAGAUGAUCUCCUCUCAGAGACCCAUGAUGCUCAGCUAUGCCCUGGCCUUUGAGCAGGUCAUCAAGCAGAGUCCACGGUCCCAAUCCCGGGAGUCUGGCGGGAAGCUGCAGAUCACCUGGGAUAAUCCCAAAGAGCUGGAGGUGUACAUUGGAAAACUCCAGUCUGCUGCAGAGAGACUCUCUACUGAGAACCGGAAACUGAGGAAGUGGCACACAGACUUCACUGAGAAGGUGGUGGCCCUGAUGACUGUGGACCUGCUGAGGCACCAGCAGCGCUGGAAGGACGGCUUACAGGAGCUACGCACCGGGUUCGCCACACUGGAGGCACAGGGGUUCAGGUCAGGGGAGAUGAAGGCCUGGAGACAGCACUGGAACCACCAGCUGUAUAAGGCUCUGGAACAUCAGUACCAGACUGGACUGGAGGCUCUCAACAAGAACCUGCCUGAGAUACACAUAGACCUCACUUUCAAGCAGGGUCGUCUUCAGUUCCGUCCUCCGUUUGAGGAGGUGAGGGCCAAGUACUUCAGAGAGAUGAAGCGGUUCAUCUCUGUCCCGAACCAGUUCAAAGGAGUCAGCGCCCAGGGUGAGGAGCUCAUCUUCAGCGUCAUGAUUGACAGGAACGCAUCAGGCUUCCUCACCAUCUUCAGCAAAGCAGAGGACCUCUUCAGCCGGCUGCUGGGCGUGCAGGACACGUUUAAGGAGUGGGUGGUGCUGGGCCAGGUUGACAUGGACGUGUUGGUGGAGAAGCAGCUAUCGUCUGUCCAGGACUGGGAGAGGAACUUUAAGGCGUUGAAGGCCAGAGGGAAGGAGUCAGAACGCCUGCCCAGUCUGGAGAAGGUUGACUGUAUCUCAGUGAACUGUGAGCCAGUAAAGGCAGUGAUUGAUGACCUCAUCCAGAGACUGUUUGACACCCUGCUGAUGUCCCUCAGAAAGUCCAUACAAGGCCAUACCCUAGACAUAGACAGUUUUGUGACUGAGGCCAUGGAGACGUUGUCCUCUCGUCCAGAGAGUAUUGAUGAGAUAGGAGAGGCCAAUGCCAGACACAGCCAGAUACAGGCCCGCAAACCAGACAUCCUGCUCCAGUUCCAGGCGGCGCAGGAGAAGAACCGUCUGCUGAGGGCCGUAGCAGGAGGCGGUCUGGAUUCUCUGUCCUCCCUCAGGGCCAAGUGGGACAAACUAGAGCUGAUGAUGGAGAGCCACCAGCUGAUGAUCAAAGACCAGGUCGAGGUGAUGCGUAGUAAUGCUGAGAGUCGUGUCCAGGCCUACAGGCUGGAGCUGGACAGGUUCAGGGCUCGCUGGGACCAGCUGAAGCCCAGAGACGAGGUCAUAGAGACAGGAGACCAGGCAGCCCUGCUUGCCUCUGUCCAAACCAUCAGAGACAAGAGACAGGAGUUCCAAGAGCUGGAGGUCACACGCACACGCCUGCUUGAGGACUGUCGUCACUUUGAGCUGGAGGCUCCAAACUUCUCCCUGGCGGAGGAGACCAUCAGAGACAUGGAGGAGUACGGACAGAUGUGGUCUCUGUAUGAGGACUGGCAGGAGGGCUUCCAGGAGAAGGCCAAGGAGGACUGGAUCACAUUCAGGAGUAAGACCUACGUGUUUGAGGAGUUCCUGUUUGCGUGGCAGGACAGACUGAGGAAGCUUGAGCAGCACACCAGCAUGUCUGUCAAACUACAGAGAGAAGUUGACAAGUACAAGAGUCUGGUUCCGGUGUUAAAGUACGUGCGAGGGGAGCACCUAUCCCAGGACCACUGGUUGGAUCUGUUCAGACUGUUGGGUCUUCCUAAAGGCACCACCCUGGAGAGACUGACCUUCUGGGAUCUCCUCAGUGUGUCUGACACCAUCACUGACCGAGCCCUGGAGCUCAAGGACCUGAACAGCAGGGCCCAGGCGGAGGUGACCAUCAGAGAGGCUCUCAGGGAGCUGGACCUGUGGGGGGCUGGAGCUGCCUUCACCCUUACGGAGUAUACAGACAGCACCGGACACACACUCACACUCAUCAAGGACUGGAAGGACAUGGUCAACCAGGUUGGUGAUAACCGCUGCCUGCUGCAGUCUCUGAAGGACUCUCCAUACUACCGCGGCUUCCAGGACAAGGUCAGUCUGUGGGAGGUGCGUCUGUCUGAUCUAGAUGAGUACCUGGUCAGUCUGAAUGCCAUCCAGAGGCGUUGGGUCUACCUGGAGCCCAUCUUUGGACGGGGGGCUCUGCCCAGGGAACAAGCCCGUUUCAAACGUGUCGACGAGGACUUCAGGUCCAUUUUGGCUGAUGUCCAGAGAGACAACAGGGUGACGUCUCUGAGCUCUCGGGCUGGCAUCAGAAACUCCCUCAUCACCAUCUUAGACCAGCUCCAGCGUUGCCAGAAAUCACUCAACGAGUUCCUAGAGGAGAAGCGUUCUGCCUUCCCGCGGUUCUACUUCAUUGGAGAUGAUGACCUGCUGGAGAUUCUGGGCCAGGCCACCAACCCCACUGUGAUACAGUCACACCUCAAGAAGCUGUUUGCUGGCAUCGACAGUGUGGACUUUGACGGGGACUGCCAGCACAUCGUGGCCAUGCGUUCUCUAGAGGGAGAGGUGGUGGCCCUCAGGAACCUCAUACGUAUCUCCAACAGCGUAGAGGUGUGGCUAGGUGAGCUGUCUGCUGAGAUGAAGGAGACUCUGAAGCAGCUGCUGUAUGAGUGUGUGUCAGCGGGGAGGAAAGGACAGGUGGACCCGUCCCGCUACCCCUCUCAGAUCCUGUGCUUGGCAGAGCAGAUCCAGUUCACUGAGGAGGUGGAGAGUGGUCUGAGAAACAGCAGUCUGCAGCCGCUGGAGGUGGAGCUCACCGCUAAGCUGGAGCACUACACCAGCGUAGACACCAGCUCUGAGGAGACGGGAAACACAGAGUCAAGUGUGUUGCAGCUGAAGCUGAAGGCUCUGAUCCUGGACAUCAUCCAUAACAUCAGUGUGGUGAAGCAGCUGUGUGAGGCGGGAGUGAGCAGCCCUGACUCCUGGGCCUGGAGGAAACAGCUCCGUUUCUACCUCAACAACGACAAAUGCUGCUCCAUACAGAUGGUUGACGCUCUCUUCAGCUACACAUACGAGUACCAGGGUAAUGCGUCUAAGCUGGUCCACACCCCCCUGACUGAUAAGUGUUAUCUGACCCUGACCCAGGCCAUGAUGAUGGGUUUGGGGGGAAACCCCUACGGCCCUGCCGGCACCGGCAAGACUGAGUCAGUCAAAGCACUGGGGGGCCUGUUCGGAAGACAAGUACUGGUCUUCAACUGUGAUGAGGGUAUAGAUGUGAAGUCUAUGGGGCGUAUCUUUGUGGGGCUGGUGAAGUGUGGAGCGUGGGGCUGCUUUGAUGAGUUCAACCGCCUGGAGGAGGCUGUGCUGUCUGCAGUGUCCAUGCAGAUACAGGCCAUCCAGAACUCACUGAAGAACCACAGGACCAGCUGUGAGCUGCUGGGCAAGGAGGUGGAGUUGGACCCUAACUCGGGGGUGUUUAUAACAUUGAAUCCAGCUGGGAAGGGUUAUGGAGGGAGACAGAAGCUGCCUGACAACCUGAAGCAGCUGUUCAGGCCCGUGGCCAUGUCCCGACCAGACAACGAGCUCAUCGCUGAGGUCAUCCUCUACUCAGAGGGCUUCAAAGACGGAGAGAUACUGGGACGCAAGCUGGUCGCCAUCUUCAACCUCGCCAGGGAGCUGUUGACCCCCCAGCAACACUAUGACUGGGGUCUGAGGGCUCUGAAGACGGUGCUGAGAGGCUGUGGCAGACUGCUGCAGCAGCAGAGGAGGAGUGAGGCCAAGAACAAGAUCAAGGAGAGUGUUCUGGUGGUGCAGGCACUGAGGUUGAACACCAUGUCAAAGCUGACAUUUGCAGACAGCAGCAGGUUUGAUGCCUUGGUCCAAGAUGUGUUCCCUGGGGUGGGUUUUACUGACGUGGAGGACCAGACCCUCAGCCACGCACUGCAGGCCGUCUACGAGGAGGCACACCUCGAACUCAUACCCAGCCAGAUGAAGAAGGCUCUGGAGCUGUGUGAGCAGUUGAGACAGCGUAUGGGAGUGGUGAUCGUAGGUCCCAGCGGGGCAGGUAAAUCUACUCUGUGGAGGAUGCUGCGUGCCGCCCUGGGCAGGACAGGCAGGGUGGUGAAGCAGUAUACAGUGAACCCCAAAGCCAUGCCCCGCCAGCAGCUGCUGGGUCACAUAGACAUGGACACUAGGGAGUGGACUGACGGGGUGCUCACAAACAGCGCCAGACAGGUGGUCAGAGAACCACAGGAGGUGAGCUCGUGGAUCAUCUGUGACGGGGACAUAGACCCAGAGUGGAUCGAGUCGUUGAACUCAGUGUUGGAUGACAACCGUCUGCUGACCAUGCCCAGUGGAGAGAGGAUCCAGUUUGGACCCAACGUCAACUUUGUCUUUGAGACCAACGACCUCAGCUGUGCCUCACCAGCCACAAUCUCACGCAUGGGCAUGAUUUUCCUCAGUGAUGAGGACACAGAUGUGAGUGCGUUGGUCAAGUCGUGGCUGAAGGGUCAGCCUGAUGAGUGUCGCAGUAACCUGGAGAACUGGAUGGGAGACUACUUCCACAGAGGCCUUGACUGGGUGCUUAAACAGAAUGACUUGGUGGUGGAGACCAGUCUGGUAGGAACGGUGUUGAACGGUCUGUCCCACCUGAGUGGAGUGACAGAGCGUGGUCAGUUUGUGGUUAGUCUCAUCAGAGGGCUGGGCGGGAACCUCAACCUCAAAUCAAGACAGGACUUCGCCAAGGAGGUGCUGGUCUGGGCUAGAGAGAGCCCUCCUGACCCGAGGAAGCCCCUGGACACCUACUAUGACCCUGAGUCUGGCCGGCUGUGUGUGUACACUCUGGAACGUUCUGACGGCCUCAGCCUGGAAGAGCUCACACACACUCACACACUCCCGGUCAUCCAGACCCCCGACAUGCAGAGAGGACUGCACUGCUUCUCCCACUGGCUCUCCUCCCAGCACAGACAACCCUUCAUACUGGUGGGGCCUGAGGGCUGUGGCAAGGGUAUGCUGCUGCGCUAUGCGUUCUCUCGGCUGCGUUCCACCCAGGUAGCGGUGGUCCACUGUAGCGCCCAGACCUCGUCUCGUCACGUCCUCCAGAAGCUCAGUCAGACCUGCCUGCUGCUCAGUUCCAACACGGGACGGGCCUACAGACCCAAACACUGUGAGAACCUGGUCCUCUACCUCAAAGACAUCAACCUGCCCAAGCCUGACAAGUGGGGCACCAGCAACCUCAUAGCCUUCUUACAGCAGGUGCUGACGUACCAUGGGUUCUAUGAUGAGAACCUGGAUUGGGUGGGUCUGGAGAACGUCCAGGUGGUGGCCUCCAUGUCAGCAGGAGGCGCUGUGGGACGACACACACUCACCUCCCGCUUCACCUCCAUUGUGCGCAUCUGCACCAUAGAUUAUCCAGACAGGGAGCAGCUCCAGACCAUCUACUCAGCGUACCUGCAGCCUGUUCUCCAGAGGAGCCUUGGGAGCCAGGCAGCCUGGGCCAGCACUGGGAAAACACACCAGCUAGCAGGGUCUCUGGUACAGGUCUAUGAACAGGUGAAGGCGAAGUUCACGGUGGAUGACCACAGUCACUACCUGUUCACUCCGUGUGUCCUCACCCAGUGGGUGCUCAGCCUGCUGCGAUACGACCUGUCCGCAGGGAACUGUAAUAUAACAGACUCAGUGUUGGAGGUGGUAGCCUAUGAGGCCAAGAGGCUGUUCAGAGACAGACUGGUCUCCUCUAAAGACAUCCAUUCCUUUGACAACAUCCUCUCCUCUGUCAUACGAGGUGACUGGGGCUCCGACGCACUCGACAACAUGACAGAUGAUUUCUAUGUGACGUGGGGUGCGUCUGAGGGAGGGGGAGUGAUGGCCCCUGGUCAGUCCCUGCCCCCCCAUGGUAAAUCUCUGGGACGCCUCGACUUUGCCGAUCUACGCCAGGUCAUACACAAGGGAGCGGUCCUGUAUGGUCGUGACAACAGGGAGUUGGAUCUGCUGUUGUUCUGGGAGGUGUGUCACUUUGUGUCUCGUGUGGACCGUGUCCUAAGUCGACCGGGCGGCUCUCUGCUCCUGGCCGGACGCAGCGGGGUGGGCCGACGCACCGCCACAUGCCUGGUCUCACACAUGCAUGGAUACACACUCUACACACCCAAGAUCUCCCGCGGAUACUCACUCAAACACUUCAACAAUGACCUGAAGAACGUGAUGCAGCUGGCAGGUCUGGAGGGCCAACAGGUGGUGCUGUUGCUGGAGGAUUAUCAGUUUGUCCACCCAGCCUUUCUGGAGAUGGUCAACAGCCUGCUGUCCUCUGGUGAGGUUCCAGGCCUGUACUCCCCAGAGGAGCUGGAGCCCCUCCUCUCCUCUCUCAAAGAUCCUGCAUCCCAGGACGGAUUCACCGGACCCCUCUUCAACUACUUUGCCUACCGAAUCCAGCAGAACCUACACAUAGUGUUGAUCAUGGACUGCACCAACUCUAACUUCACCAUUAGCUGUGAGAGCAACCCGGCUCUCUACCGCAGGUGUUCCGUCCAGUGGAUGGACGGAUGGUCUGAGAGCAGCAUGAAGAAGAUCCCUGAGAUGCUGCUGGCUAAGGUGGAGGGGGAGAAGAGUGGAGGAGAGAAAGGCCACAAGAGAAAAGGCUCAGCGUCGUGUCAGGGUGAUCUGUGUCGCUCCUUCCUGAUGAUCCAUGAGUCUUGUAGAGAAUAUGGAGCCACACCCAGCCAGUACAUGGCCUUCCUCCACGUCUACACCUCAAUUUACAGCAGCAAACAGAGCCAGCUCACUCUCAGACAGCAACAUCUACAGGCGGGCGUGUCUAAGCUGAACGAAGCGAAGGCAUUGGUGGAUGAGCUGAAGAGGCGGGCCGCUGAGCAGAGCACUCUGCUGAGGACCAAACAGCAGGAGGCCGACUCAGCCUUGCAGGAGAUCACCACCUCUAUGCAGAAUGCCAGUGACCAGAAGACUGAGAUGGAGAAAAUCAAAGGGAAGAUUGCUCAGGAGGUGUCUAAGUGUGAAGAGAGGAAGGGGAAAAUAGAUGACGAGCUGAGAGAAGUACAGCCCCUUGUGGAUGAGGCUAAGCGAGCUGUGGGGAACAUCAAGCCAGAGUCUCUUUCAGAGAUCCGCUCCCUGAGGAUGCCUCCUGACGUUAUCAGAGACAUCCUGGAGGGGGUGCUGCGACUCAUGGGCAUAUUCGACACCUCCUGGGUCAGCAUGAAGAGUUUCCUGGCUAAGAGGGGGGUGAGAGAGGACAUAGCCACAUUUGAGGCGAGGAACAUCAGUCACGAGAUCCGUCAGAGUGUGGAGGAGCUACUGACCAGAAACAAGGCCUCCUUCGACCCCAAGAAUGCUAAGCGUGCAAGUGCUGCGGCUGCUCCGCUGGCAGCCUGGCUGAAGGCCAACGUACAGUACUCACACGUCCUGGAGAGGAUACAGCCACUGGAGAGAGAACAGGCUGGACUACUGGAGAACUUGAGGAAGACAGAGAGUCGGAAGACUAAACUGGAGGAGCAGCUCAACUCUGUGGGGCAGAAAGUCAACGAGCUGAAAGAAAAGUUCCAGUCUCGUACUACAGAGGCAGCUAAGCUGGAGGCUGAGGUCAGUAAGGCCCAGGAGACCAUCCAGGCAGCAGAGCAACUCAUACACCAACUGGACGGAGAACACACACGCUGGAAUGCCCAGGUGGAUGAGAUCACUGAGGAGUUGGAUACGUUGCCUAAGAGAGCGAUGCUGGCAGCAGCCUUCAUCACAUACCUGUCUGCUGCUCCAGAGGACAGGAGACGAAACAGCCUGGAGACAUGGAUGAAGGCUUCUGGACUACAGAAGUUUGACCUGCGGCACUUCCUGUGCUCUGAGAGUGAGCAGCUGAUCUGGAAAAGUGAAGGCCUACCCUCAGAUGACCUGUCUAUGGAGAACGCCCUGGUUAUACUACAGAUCAGUGCGAUCAAAUCACGGAGUGUUGCUUGUCCGUUCCUCAUCGACCCCUCCUCUCGGGCUACAGAGUGGCUCCAUACUCACCUGAAGCAGCAUCGCCUCGAGGUCAUCAACCAGCAGGACCCGAACUUCAUCACGUCUCUGGAGUUGGCUGUGCGUUUUGGGAAAACGCUGAUCAUCCAGGAGAUGGAUGGAGUGGAGCCGGUACUCUAUCCACUACUGAGGAGAGACCUGAUAGCACAGGGUCCGCGGUACGUGGUUCAGAUAGGUGAUAAGGUGAUAGAUUAUAACGAGGAGUUUCGUCUGUUCCUGGCCACGCGUAACCCCUCCCCCUUCAUCCCCCCCGACGCUGCCUCUGUCGUCACUGAGGUCAACUUCACCACCACCAGAGCUGGCCUGCGGGGACAGCUCCUAGCUCUGACCAUCCAGCAGGAGAAGCCAGAGUUAGAGACCCAGAAGACCCGUCUGUUACAGCAGGAGGAGGACAAGAAGAUCCAGCUAGCCACGCUGGAAGAGUCUCUGUUAGAGACUUUGGCUACAGCUCAGGGGAAUAUCCUGGAGAAUAAGGAGCUGAUCGACUCUCUGAACCAGACCAAGUCUAGCAGCGCCCUCAUACAGGACUCACUGAGGGAGUCACACAGACUCCAGGCCUCCCUGGACCAGGAGCGUGAUGCCUACCUGCCGUUAGCUGAAAGUGCCAGUAAGAUUUAUUUUGUCAUAACGGACCUCUCUAGGAUCAACAACAUGUACCGGUUCAGCCUGGCCUCUUUCCUACGCCUGUUUCAGAGAGCACUGCAGAGCAAGAAGGAGGCAGAGACUACGGAGGCCAGGAUAGCAGCCCUGGAGGCCAGUCUGAAGAGCAUGGUGUACGAAUACGUCUGCCGCUCACUCUUCAAGGCUGACCAGCUGAUGUUUGCCAUGCACUUUGUCAGAGGGAUGCACCCAGACCUCUUCCAAGAGAAUGAGUGGGAUGCCUUCACUGGCCUCGUAGUAGGGGAUAUGGUGAGAAAGGCGGAUACCCAGAAAUCUUUGCGGGAGCAGAUUCCUUCCUGGAUUGAUCAAGAGAGACUUGGAGCUGUAGCCAUGUUCAAGAGUACGUUCCCAGGCCUGUACCAGUCUCUGUGUCUGAGUGACUCGGAUCUCUGGCUCUCCUUCUCACGGAGCUCGAACUGUGAACAGGAAGUCCCGCCCUCCAUUGCCAAGAAGAUCAAACCGUUCCAGCAGGUACUGUUGGUUCAGGCCAUCAGGCCAGAUAGACUACAGAGUGCCAUGGCUGCCUUCACCUCGCAGGCCCUGGGUGAGUGUGUGUGAGUGUGUGUGUGUGAGUGAUCCCUUCCGUCCGACAUAAAUCUGUCUGUCGAGUAAAAGUGUCAUCAGUAGUGCUGAUUAAUCCAUCCUAAAGACACACGCCGUAAACACAGCAGAGGUCAACCGCAUCGGCUGCAUCUCUUCUCACUGCAGACGCAAUGCAGUGAGUCAGCACUUUAUCUUCUUAUGGCUGCAAUCCCGUCAACGGGAUGAUAUGACAACAGCCAGUGAAAGUGCAGGGCGCCAAAUUCAAACAACAGAAAUUGCAAAAAUUCAAAUUCCUCAAACAUACAUGUAUCUUAUACCAUUUUAAAGGUAAUCGUGUUGUUAAUCCCACCAAAGUGUCCGAUUUCAAAUAGGCUUUUCAGCGAAAGCACCACAAACGAUUAUGUUAGGUCACCGCAAAAUCACAGCCAAACACAGUUAUUUUUCCAGCCAAAGACAGGAGUCACAAAAAGCCGAAAUAGAGAUAAAAUGAAUCACUAACCUUUGAUGAUCUUCAUCAGAUGACACUCAUAGGACUUCAUGUUACAGAAUACAUAUAUGUUUAGUUCGAUAAAGUUUAUAUUUAUAUCCAAAAACCUCGGUUUAGUUUGCGCCAUGUUCAGAAAUGCCUCCAAAAUAUCCGGGAAAAUUACAGAGAGCCACAUCAAAUAACAUAAAUACUCAUCAUAAACUUUGAUGAAAGAUACAUGUUUUGCAUAGAAUUAAAGAUACACUUGUUCUUAAUGCAACUGCUGUGUCAGAUUUCAAAAAGCUUUACGGCAAAAGCACAAUAUUCAAUAAUCUGAGAACAGCGUUCAGCCACAAAAGGAAGCCAUACAGUUACCCGCCCUGACUUUUUCCUGUCUCCUUCUGCCCCACUUCACAGUAGAGGCAUCAGACAAGGUUCUACAGACUGUUGACAUCUAGUGGAAGCCGUAGGAAGUGCAAACUCAUCCAUAUCCCACUGUUUGUUCAAUAGCGGUGUGUUGAAAAUCUACCAACCUCAGAAUUCCCACUUCCUGUUUGGAUUUUUUCUCAGGUUUUUGCCUGCCAUAUGAGUUCUGUUAUACUCACAGACAUCAUUCAACCAGUUUUAGAAACUUCAGAGUGUUUUCUAUCCAAUACUAAUAAUAAUAUGCAUAUAUUAGCAACUGGGACUGAGGAGCAGGCAGUUUACUCUGGGCACCUUUUCAUCCAUGCUACUCAAUACUGCCCCUGCAGCCAUAAGAAGUUAUACAACUGAUGUAUUUGAGGAGUCAUCAGUCCAUAUAACACACACACACACACACACACACACACACACACACACACACACACACACACACACACACACACACACACACACACACACACACAAACACGUGAGCACACACCUGCAGAGAGAAAGAGACUAUACUCACAUACGGUUCCUGUACUCCAUGAAUGGAGUUGCCUGAUACAGCAACGAUAGGGGACGUGUACAGUGAUUCAUAGACCGUCAUUACUCUUAAUUUGCCACUAACAGACACACACAGACACACACACACACACACACAGACACGUGAACGCACACUGAGGAUGAAGCACAGUAAAUUCAUCUCUAGCCAUUUCUCUUCAUUUGACACACACUCACGCGCACACACACACACAUGGCUAUAUGCACACACACAUCCAAACCUCCGUAAUCUAUCAGCGGUGUUUGUGUGUUUGUGUGUGUGUGCAGACCUGCUGAAUAUGUGGUGAUUUCUCUUCAUUAUGCCAGCGGGCUCAGAGGGGAACACAAAGCGAUAUGAUUGGACGAUUAGCCCCAUGGAGGGAGAACAGAUUGGCUGUAAUUCACUGGAGUCACGGAGGUCUGACGAGGUUUCUCCUGCAUGCGUACCUGCAAGUGUGUUUGCUUGCAUGUGUUUCUUACGUCUUCAAAGUAGAUUUCAGACCCUCAGUCUUGGAGAGAUUCCUCAUUGACGUGUUAGGUCAGCAGUGUUACUGUUAAUGCACCUUUACUAAGGGCCAUAUUUUGCUAUGCUGUCAUCAACAGAGUUUAGUAGUUGGGUCCCAACAUUUGGUUCUUGUGUCACUUUGUUGCAUUUAGUGUCUGUCGUAAGCAACAUUAGUUGACAACUGCUGUGUACUGAUAUGAUGGAUUGUAUGUAUUCAUUGAACUGGUUGAGCAUUUGUCCAUCUUCCCAUGUUGGCUCGAUUCCAGUGGUCAAAUUAUUGUUUCUCUAGAAUUUCCACUACUAUAAAACUUAAAUUAAUAGCCCAGGCUUUUAUUUGCUUGAAACACUGAACAGAACAUGAGCUUAUUUGAGACAGGCUUCUAUUUGAGACAGGCUUCUAUUUGAGACAGGCGUCAAAUUGUUUAAUUUUUACCUUUAUUUAACUAGGCAAGUCAGUUAAGAACAAAUUCUUAUUUUCAAUGACGGCCUAGGAACAGUGGCAGAACGACAGAUUUUUACCUUGUCAGUUCGGGGAUUCGAUCUUGCAACCUUUCGGUUACUAGUCCAGCGCUCUAACCACUAGGCAACCUGCCGCCCCAAUUCCUUAAUGCUAAUCAAUUUCUUCAUUUUCUGCUCUAAUAUGUUAUCAUUUACACACUGUGUCACAUUUCUUUUGUCUUAGUAUGCCUCAAUAAAUAAAACUACUUUUUCUCUACUAAUUAUUCUCCUGACUGUGCGUUUUGGUCAGUUCCUACUGUCACCACUAGGGGGCGAUCAGCCAAAUCCUAGGGUUCUGUACUCCUGAAGUUGUUGACUGUUUCUGUGCUUGCCAGUUAGCUAGCAGUACUCAGCAGUAAGCAGCCAGUGGCUAGCAGUUUCUUACUGGUGAUAACAAUUGAUGAUUGGUAUAAUUUUUUCUAGGCAUUACGGAAUUAUUUUAUGUAACAAAUCGAACAUUAAACCUUGUGAACAAUUCAUGGUAAUUCAUGGUAACCUCGUAAACAAUUUAUUUUGAGAAACGAGUGUUAAAAUUAAAUGUGUGACAUUGCCCGGCUAUUAAAAGGGACACGUCUAUUUGGUACUCAGCGUUUAAUUUCCAUUUUUACGGUAUUUUCUCGAAAGAAACAGCCGCACAUUCCAGUCAUUCCUCUCAGGACGUUAUCCUUGACUGGACAAUCUUUCCUACCAUAUCUGCUGCUCUAUUCUCCCCCUCUGCCAUCUACCUCCCUGGCUAUUUCUCUUUUACGUCUCCUCUCAAUCUAUACCUCUGGUUUUCCUCCAUCUCUUUCCUUUCAUUUCUUCCUCAGUCUGUCGU